Molecule: messenger RNA, 850 nt
Organism: Neopelma chrysocephalum (saffron-crested tyrant-manakin)
Lineage: Eukaryota; Metazoa; Chordata; Aves; Passeriformes; Pipridae
Product: histidine-rich glycoprotein-like
Exons: 3
Coding region: 34-561 (175 amino acids)
Source: RefSeq, a predicted model, not a curated record
CAGAGGAGUCAGGUCCCAGCUCUGGGCCGGGCAAUGACGCCCCUGUGGCAGGAGGUGACUGAUGGUGCUUGUCCUUCCCUUUCAGCUCGCAGACCACUGAGGAUGUGUGACCCUAACCAAGGUAUGCCACGACCACAUCUUGCAGUUUGCCCUCCUGCUCCUCCAGGAUACCCUGGUCCUGGCACAGGUCCCUACCCUGGUGGCAUUGCAGUCUGCCCUCCUGCUCCUCCGGGAUACCCUGGUCCCGGCACAAGUCCCUGCCCUGGUGGCCCUGCAGUCUGCCCCCCAUGCCCCCCUCAACCUGGCCAUGGGCAUCACCACCACGGGCACCACCACCACGGGCACCACCACCACGGGCACCACCCCCAUGGGCACCCUCCAUGUGGCCAUCAUCCCCAGGGGCACCCCCAUCCGGGACCACCGGGAAUGCAGGUGUGCCCCCCUGACUGCCAUCAGAAGCACCAUAAGAAGCACCAUAAGAAGCACCAUAAGAAGAAGCACUCGAAGCACCACGGAGGCAAGCACUCCAGCAGCUCAAGCAGCAGCUCUGACUCUGACUGAACAUCUGGCAUCUCCCACCAGCACAGCACUUAUCAGCAAAACAUGAAGCCAAACACCUCGUGGGAGUGCUGUGCCCUGCCCUGCGUGUUUCUCUGUUCCCCUUCCCUUUUCUUUAGAGCACUGUUUUGCCUGCUGUGAUUUUCUUGGGUUUACUUUGUAAAUGCUUUGUCCUGGAAUCUCUGAGUCAUUGGACAGCAUCUCCAUUGUCUGUCUUUUGGGAGAGCCUGCUGAAAGUCAUCAUGUGCUUGUUCACAAUCUGCUGGUGUCCGUGUGUUUUUUCCUGGGCAAU